AUGUCAAACAUAAGUUCUCAUUUCCAGAACAGCCCCGAUGCUGAAGGAUAUUUUGGUCGAUUUGGCGGCAACCACUAUCCCGAAGAACUUCGAUCCGCGCUUCUGGAAUUGACCAACAGCUAUCAGGAGCUUCGUCAAUCAUCGGAAUUCCAGAGUACCCUGAAUAAGGUACGGGUCGGACUUCAAGGGCGGCCGACACCAAUACAGCACCUCGAAAAUCUCUCAAACCAAGUCGGGGGCGCUCAAAUCUUCAUCAAAAGGGAGGACUUGAAUCAUACAGGCGCACACAAGAUCAACCACUGUGUUGGCUUCGCACUACUCGCCAAACGAAUGGGCAAGAAGAAACUAAUUGCCGAGACGGGAGCCGGCCAGCAUGGCGUCGCACUUGCAACCGCAGCAGCCUAUUUUGGCCUCGAAUGCGAAGUGCACAUGGGAGAAGUUGACAUUGGCAAACAAAGCUCUAAUGUUGGAAAGAUGCAGCUACUCGGGGCACGCGUGGUGUCAGUAGCGACUGGCCAGUCUGCUCUAAAAGACGCCAGUGAUUCUGCAUUCAACGCGUACGUCGAGCAGCACGGACACGCGCUUUAUGCCAUCGGCUCGGCUAUUGGUCCACACCCCUUCCCAAUGAUUGUUCGAGACUUCCAGGGUGUAGUUGGUCAAGAAGCGCGCGAGCAAUUUAUUUCCAUGAAUGGAAGCUUACCUGAGCAUGUGGUUGCCUGCGUUGCUGGCGGUUCCAAUGCGAUGGGUAUAUACACGGGCUUUAUUGACGAUCCGGUUGUUCUACAUGCAGUGGAGCCUCUUGGAAGAUCUGAUGAGCUAGGUCAACACGCGGCAACGCUAUCAUAUGGAAGACCGGGUACAUUGCAUGGUGCUCGAUCGAUUGUGCUUCAGCAGGAUGAUGGUACCCUUGCCAGUGUCUCAUCUGUAGCAUCAGGUCUCGCAUACCCUGGCGUUGGCCCGGAGAUUGCGAUGCUUCAUGAAGCCGGUCGGCUAUCAAUCGCUGGAAUUUCGGACGAGGAAGCUGUCAAUGCGUUCUUCCGGAUGGCAAAAUUCGAGGGUAUCAUUCCUGCGUUGGAAAGCGCACACGCAUUGGCCUUUGCGAUCCGAUUGGCGUCGCAGCGGCCUUCAUCCGAACGAAUACUGGUCAAUCUCUCAGGGCGUGGUGACAAGGACGUUGAUUACGUGCUUGCGAACUACACCUGGGCAGGCUAG
Molecule: messenger RNA, 1212 nt
Organism: Penicillium griseofulvum
Lineage: Eukaryota; Fungi; Ascomycota; Eurotiomycetes; Eurotiales; Aspergillaceae
Product: tryptophan synthase subunit beta
Exons: 1
Coding region: 1-1212 (403 amino acids)
Biological process (GO): L-tryptophan biosynthetic process
Cellular component (GO): cytoplasm
Molecular function (GO): tryptophan synthase activity
Source: RefSeq, a predicted model, not a curated record